AUGGGUUCAAUCUCCCACCUACCCGCGUAUGGCCACAGGCUUCUUCCUGUGGUCAUCGACGAGAUAGCACGGGACGAGCCUGAUCGCGUGCUUUUCUACACCCCACGAAACGGACAACCCUCGCAGGGGUAUGAUGAAGUCACCACCAAGAUCUUUGCCAACUCUAUCAACCGGCUUUGCGGAUGGCUUGACUCUCAACUUGGAUCGCCAACGGUAUCUAAAACAAUUGCCUACAUUGGUCAAAAUGACCUGAGAUAUUUCAUCAUGAUGAUUGCUUCUACAAAGCUGGGGCAUAGAUUGCUUCUAUCGUCACCACGCAACAGUGUCGAAGGACACGUAUCACUGAUCAAACAGUCUAGCUGCGAAUUCUGGAUUGCUUCAUCUGGUCUGGACCACCACGGAUUCCUCCAAGACCUCCAGAUUCCCAGUGUUGAAGCUCCUGAACUAUCCCAGCUUUUAGAUCCAACACCCGUCAAGCCGUAUAUCUACCAGAAGACCUGGAGUGAAGGAAAGUCGGACGUCCUUGCACUCCUUCACACCUCAGGCUCUACCGGCCUGCCUAAAUUGGUGCCAGUAUAUCUUGAAACUGCUGCGACCGUUGAUGGUUUUCACCUCAUGGAGCCUACGAAUGGGAAGAGACCAACUGGUGUUGAGUGGACUGGCACGAGACAGUUGUGCGCUAUGCCUCUCUUCCACGUCGCUGGAAUAUGUCUCGGUCUCUACUCGGCCGUCUUCUUCAACUGGAUCGUGGUUCUCCCGUCCGUAGGACCGAUCAUGCAACAUGUUAUCGAAGACGCCCUUGACCAUAUUUCGCUCGACUCAGCCUUUAUCUCACCAAGUGUUCUCCAGGAUAUCUCCAAGUCUCCCCGUGUCCUCGAGAAGCUCUCGGAACUAAAGUUUAUCACUUCAGCUGGAGGACCUAUUCCUCAAUCCGUGGGCGACUUGAUCCACCCGCGUGUACCCAUCAUGCAAACCAUGGGCAUGACAGAGGGCCAGUGGCUUGCCUCUGUUGUCACGCAUCCUGAUGAGUGGGCUUACUACUAUUUCCAUCCACGAACAGGUGUUGAGAUGCGUCCUUACUCUGAAGACCUGUCUGAGCUGGUGUUUGUUCAGAACCCGAAGCUUUCCGCGACUCAACCUGUCUUCAAGACGUUUCCUGAACUUGAUAUCUGGGAGACGAAGGACUUGUACUCACGACACCCGAAGCAUCCUGAUCUCUGGAAGUACGAGAUGCGACGUGAUGAUCUGAUCAUCCUCUCCAACGGAGAAAAGUUCAACCCUCUUGCUGCUGAAGGAAAGCUCAUCAGCCAUCCAUGGAUCGCUGCGGCCUACCUCACUGGCCGUGGUCGGUUCCAAACAGCUGCUCUUCUAUACCCUGAUGAGACCAGCCUCGACAAAUCAGACGACACUAUCAUCGACAAUGUCUGGCCAACAUUUGAGGAAGUUAACAAGCAUCUUCCAGCUUUCGCUCAGAUUCAUCGCGACUUUGUCAAGAUCGUUCGCACUCCGUUUCCUCGCACUCCCAAGGGUACACUCGCUCGCAAUGAGACAGAGAAAGCAUUCACUGCCGACAUCAACGCUAUCUACGACAGGUCUACUCAUGGUGACCCUUCUGUUCACAUCAACGGGACAACGGAAGAUGUAGUCCGUUCCGGUAUUCGAGAGGCAAUUGAGACCGUGUCUGGAUUGGUCGACCUCAAGGACGAUGACAACAUCUUCACCAGAGGUUUCGACUCGCUUCAUGUCAUUCGACUAGCCGGACUUCUCAGUUCUGCCUUUGACCAGCCACUUGAAGUAGAACCGGGUACUAUUUACACCAACCCAACAAUCUCUCAGCUUGCUCAUUCUGUUUGGUCCCAUCUCGAACAUGGACCCCAGGACAAGAUCCAUCACAGCCAAGUUACUCGGGAAAUGCUUGCCAAGUACACCCAGGCUUUCGAGCCACCUCGCGAGGCGAAGGAGCACAUCCUUCUCACAGGUACAACUGGAGAGAUUGGUUCGUAUCUGCUCGACGUUCUAUGUAGCAACGACAAGGUCGCCAAGGUUUGGUGCUUGAACCGUAGUGCCGACGCCUUCCAACGCCAAGUAGACUCGGCCAAGUCCAAGGGUCUUUCGUCAAACUGGCAAAGCAAGGCCAAGUUUGUGCGUUAUGAUGUGGCCUCAGAGAACCUCGGCUUGAGUAAGGAUGAUCUUGAGGAGAUCAAGAACGAAGCCACUGCUAUCAUACAUAACGCUUGGGAGGUCAACUUCAAUCUGCCUCUCUCUUCCUUCGAGCCUCAGUUCGUCGGUCUGCAGAGUCUUGUUGACAUGUGCCGAGAAACUCGUCACAAGAUCCGCUUCUUCUUCGUAUCGUCUAUCAGCGCUGCCAUGAACUGGCCAUCUGACCUCUUGGGCCCCGUACCAGAAGCAAGCAUUCCACGAUUUGAUGCACCGAUCAACGGGUAUGGUUCAUCUAAGCUUGUGGCCGAGCAUUUACUCAGUAAGGCUGCGCGAUCUGGUGUCUUGAGUCUCUCAGUUCUACGAGUUGGCCAAGUCGCUGGUCCGGUCAAGACUCUCGGCGAGGGUAGCAUUUGGACUCGACGAGAUUGGGUUCCCGCUAUCAUCGAUGCCUCCGUCUAUCUACGAACUCUGCCAUUAGAUCUUGGCUCUGCAAGCAUUCUAGACUGGAUCCCCAUCGAUCUCCUCACAGAGGUCAUUGGGCAACUCGUGGUUCCCGUGAAUCCAGUCGUGGGACAAGAGAAUUACUACAAUCUACUAAACCCCCGAACACCCAGCUGGAUAGAUACUCUUCCUGGCCUCAAAGCUCAACUUGAGGCUUCUUUCUCAGAGACGUUUGAGAUUAUUCCUCUACAAGAUUGGAUUGGCCGUCUGCGAGGUGCAGAGAAGGCCAUCGUGAAAGAGGUCAGUGAAGGAUCAUCCGAGACUGCGAGAAGGGCUCAAAGUGGUCUCAAGUUGCUGGCCUUCUUUGAGAUGCUGGCCUCAGGGAAUGAAGGAUCUCGGGGUCUUGAGUGGUCUAAGGGAAACACACUGGCACAGAGUUCUAUCUUGGCUUGCAUGGAGUCUGUGUCAUCAGCUUGGUUUGACACUUGGUUGAAACAAUGGGGUUAUUGA
This is a messenger RNA of Fusarium tjaetaba, 3111 nucleotides long. Its product is annotated as Linear gramicidin synthase subunit D. The coding region runs from base 1 to 3111 and encodes 1036 amino acids. NCBI's taxonomy places the organism in Eukaryota, Fungi, Ascomycota, Sordariomycetes, Hypocreales, Nectriaceae. The transcript is spliced from 6 exons. The record is from RefSeq and is a predicted model, not a curated record.